AUGGGCCUAAACUCAACAGUUUCUGCAGCCUGCCGGUCAGGGCAAAACGAAAGACUGUUGGGAGACACAGAAACGGAUGCCUGGCUGGUUAUCCACACCUGCGUCUCAUCAACCUCCAUCUCCAACCGCCACACCUGCCAGCUAUCAGCCUCAUCUCCACCAGUAUUACCCCGGCUCUCCACUCUAUCCUCGCUUGAUCGUCGUAGCUCCAGUCUUGGUCCACUCACCUCUGCCUCCCUGUUCGGCCAGCCAGGCUCGCCUACCUGUCUUCCCCUCUCGCCGCCUCCACGGCGCUCCCCGGUUCUCCCCUCCCUCCUAGCCGGAAACGCCAGCCACCGCAUCCUUCCCGCCUCUGCCUCCUGCCCCCCUCAGCCCUCUCGCCUGAACCUCUCCUGCUCCGCCAGCUCCUCGAUCCCCCGCGCCCACGUCUGCCGGUGCCCAUCGUCCACCCUUUCUCCAGCCCCUACUACUACUAUUUCCCCUUUUUUCCCCUCAAUAAACCUCUGUAGAAACCUGAAGCGUUGCGUCUGGGUCCGUUCUGUCCAUAAUCGUCACACACUGCCUAUCAGCUGGUUUGUUGAUUCUUCAGUGAACUUUCAUCUUGGAGAGAGAAAAGGUGGAGAGGGUGGGGCACAUGGCUUUCAGCCCCAGCUGUUGCUGUUUGCAUUGAGUGGACAGUAA
Micropterus dolomieu (smallmouth bass) is the source of this 681-nucleotide messenger RNA. RefSeq lists its product as uncharacterized. The record is from RefSeq and is a predicted model, not a curated record. The transcript is spliced from 3 exons. NCBI's taxonomy places the organism in Eukaryota, Metazoa, Chordata, Actinopteri, Centrarchiformes, Centrarchidae. Bases 1 to 681 code for a protein of 226 amino acids.